This is a messenger RNA of Cavia porcellus (domestic guinea pig), 933 nucleotides long. Its product is annotated as olfactory receptor 10D3-like. Gene Ontology annotation, cellular component: membrane. NCBI's taxonomy places the organism in Eukaryota, Metazoa, Chordata, Mammalia, Rodentia, Caviidae. Bases 1 to 933 code for a protein of 310 amino acids. The record is from RefSeq and is a predicted model, not a curated record. The transcript has a single exon. Gene Ontology annotation, biological process: G protein-coupled receptor signaling pathway. Gene Ontology annotation, molecular function: olfactory receptor activity; G protein-coupled receptor activity.
AUGAGGAACUACACAUCCGUGAGCGAAUUCAUCUUCUUGGGAAUUUCUAAUACUAAAGGGCUGGGGAGCAUGAUAUUUAUCUUGUUCCUGACUUUCUACCUCUUCACCUUACUGGGCAACCUGACCAUCUUCCUGACCAUUCUGGCUUCCUCCAACCUCCACACCCCCAUGUAUUUCUUCCUGGGAAAUAUAUCAAUGUUUGACAUACUUUUUCCAUCUGUGGUUUCCCCUAAAAUGAUGGCCUUCCUGGUGGGGCGAAGCCACACCAUCUCUUACCAGGGCUGCGCUUCCCAGGUCUUCUUCUACCAUACCCUGGGUGGCACUGAGUGUUUCCUCUAUACUGUGAUGGCCUAUGACCGCUUUGUGGCCAUUUGCCAUCCUAUGCGUUACAUUGUCAUCAUGAGCCACAGGGUGUGUACUGUCCUGACGGUGAGCAUUUGGCUGGGGGGCUGUCUCCACGGGAGUGUUCUCACCUUCCUCACCUUCAGGUUACCCUACUGUGGCCCCAACGAAGUGCACAAUUUUUUCUGUGAUAUCCCUGUGGUGCUUCCCCUGGCCUGUGCAGACACCUCCCUAGCACAGAUGGUGAGUUUCACCAAUAUAGGUGUUGUUGCACUCAUGUGCUUUCUCCUUAUUCUCACCUCGUAUAUGCGCAUUGUUCUGUCCAUAUUGAAAAUCAGCUCCUCAGAAGGCAGGCGCAGAGCCUUUUCCACCUGCAGUGCCCACCUGACCUCCAUCCUCUUCUUCUACGGGCCUGUGUUUCUUGUCUAUCUCCGUCCAGCUUCCAGCCCCUGGCUAGAUUCUGUGGUUCAGGUGCUGAACAGUAUUGUAACGCCUUCCCUCAAUCCUUUGAUUUACACCUUGAGAAACAAGGAUGUGAAAUUGGCCCUAAAGAAGAUAUUAGUUCAAGUGGCCCACCCUUUUGAGUCAUAA